AUGGCCAAACGGAUUGUCGAGUCUAUUCAGUAUGGAGGAAUCACUUUUCCAAGCAUUGUGCAUAGUGAAGAGAGUGUUCGCUAUGCUCACCGGUGUUUCCAAGUGCGGGACAGUGAUGUCUUCGAUGUUACAUACCCCAAAUCUGGAACAACUUGGAUGCAAGAAAUUCUUACUUUGAUCUAUAGCAAUGGAGAUCCCACAUUCUCACAGUCAGUCCCUUGUUGGGAACGGGUGCCCUGGGUUGAACACAAGACAGCAGCCCAGUACUUGGAGAACCGACCCUCCCCUCGUCUCAUUACCUCUCAUUUGCCUGCAACAAUCUUUCCAGAAAAGUUCUUCUCUUCGCAAGCUAAGGCUAUUUACACUGUCCGUGACCCCAAGGAUGUCUGUGUAUCACUCUACCAUUAUGCCAAGAUGUCUUCAUUUCUGGAGUUUAGAGAGGAUUUGGAGAAUUUAUUGAGCUGUUUUCAGCAGGGAAACGUAUUUCUCUUUGGCACCUGGUUUGAUCAUGUCAAAAGCUGGUUGGCUUACAAAAAUGAGAAGAAGUUUCUCCUUCUGGUCUAUGAUGACUUGCUAAAGGAUCUACGUGGCAGCGUUCUUCGCAUCUGUGAAUUCCUAGGCAAGAAUUUGGAUCCUGCUGCUGUUGACUCAGUGGUGGAAAAUGCUUCCUUUGGAGUGAUGAAGAGCAACAAGAUGGUGAAUUACACCAUAGUUCCUGAAGAAGUGAUGGACCAAAAGAUCAGCACUUUCCUCAGGAAGGGAGUUUCUGGGGACUGGAAAACUCACUUUACUGAAGAGCAAAGUGUUGCUUUCCACCAGCUCUACCAGGAAAAUAUGAGUGGUCUAGAGACCAACUUUCCUUGGGAGGAAUUUCAAGCUGAAAACCAUCAGGAAAUUUGA
Messenger RNA from Protobothrops mucrosquamatus (brown spotted pit viper), 900 nucleotides. RefSeq names its product sulfotransferase family cytosolic 2B member 1. Lineage: Eukaryota; Metazoa; Chordata; Lepidosauria; Squamata; Viperidae. Gene Ontology annotation, biological process: sulfation. The record is from RefSeq and is a predicted model, not a curated record. Gene Ontology annotation, molecular function: sulfotransferase activity. The coding region runs from base 1 to 900 and encodes 299 amino acids. The transcript has 6 exons. Gene Ontology annotation, cellular component: cytoplasm.